GUCAUAUUCCCGCAGAGGCACGACGGCACCCGUUCGUCUUCAUCUCAACAUUUCCGGAAAAUACGAAUUUCAGUAGAAAUCAAAAGAGUAAAGUUGAUUAAGCUUCCUUCACCCCCAGAUUCUUCACUAAACCACUUGAUUAAUUUUCCUUUAUAAAACCCACACUUCCUUUUCACUCUCUUUGGCUUUUAAACCCAAACCCAAUCCCAAUUCCCCCAAAUCACAGACACAAACCCUAAAAUGGCAGACCCUUCUCGGCCCGUCACCGGCUACCCAGCCCCGCCCUACGCCCAGCCCUACCCCGCCAACAACGGCCAGCCCAACGGCUCCUACCCCAACUACCCAGUCUACCAGCGCGGCGGCCCCUACAACGCGUACACCGCACGCUCCGCCUUCCUCCGCCGCUUCGUCAUCGCCAUGGUCUUCCUCUUCGUCAUCAUCGGCUCCCUCCUCCUCAUGAUCUGGCUCAUCCUCCGCCCCAAGAUCCCCGACUUCCGAGUCGACUCCUUCACCGUCACCAACCUCAACGUCUCCUCCUCCCGCCAGUCCCUCACCGGCACCUGGUCCGUCGGCUUCGACGUCUUCAACCCCAACAAGAAGAUGACCAUCGAGUACGACGAGAUCGGCUCCUCCGUCUUCUACCGCUCCGGCUUCAUUUCCGAGACCCGAAUCCCGCCGUUCCGGCAGGGAAAGAGAGUCCGCAGCGCCGUGAACGCGACUUUCUCGGCGGCGAACUCGUUCGUCGACGAUAGGGUGGCGAGUGGGAUCGACGCGGACAGGGCGGCGCGUGGGGCGGUGAGUUUCAAUAUCAAGCUGCUGGCUAGGGUUCAGUUUCGGAAGGGCGGGUGGAGGCUGAGGCGGCGGCUGCUGAGGGUGCUGUGCCGUGACGUGCCGCUUACGAUUUCGAAUAAUGGGACCGGGACGAUGACCGGCGGAGGUAGAGAUUGCGGCGUUGCUGUAUGAGUGAGUGAUGCAUCUGUUCACUGGUUUUAUCUCUCACAGUUCUUACAUUUCUUCGAUUCUCACAGUUUCGAAAUGAGGCUAUUGAUAUUGAUAUGUAUGGUUAUAGGAGCAUGAGUUUUUACUAUUGAGAUUAGUAGCUUGAGAUUGAUGGGGUUAGGUUCAAUUGCUGUAUAGAGUUUAACUUCAAUUCUUUUGUUUGUUCUGUUCAGUAAUUUGAUAUUUCUGACCUUAUUAUUCUGAUUGUCAUUAGUUUAGGAUUAAGGUUAAUGCGAUAUUUUAAUGGUUAGUGACCCGACUUAUAGCAGGAUGGACUUUCGGUUGUU
Rosa rugosa (rugosa rose) is the source of this 1286-nucleotide messenger RNA. RefSeq names its product NDR1/HIN1-like protein 10. The record is from RefSeq and is a predicted model, not a curated record. The transcript has a single exon. Bases 241 to 963 code for a protein of 240 amino acids. Lineage: Eukaryota; Viridiplantae; Streptophyta; Magnoliopsida; Rosales; Rosaceae. Gene Ontology annotation, cellular component: plasma membrane.